Messenger RNA from Anopheles arabiensis, 11173 nucleotides. RefSeq names its product zinc finger protein 2 (gene zfh2). The transcript is spliced from 8 exons. Gene Ontology annotation, cellular component: nucleus. Gene Ontology annotation, biological process: regulation of transcription by RNA polymerase II. Bases 954 to 9785 code for a protein of 2943 amino acids. Lineage: Eukaryota; Metazoa; Arthropoda; Insecta; Diptera; Culicidae. Gene Ontology annotation, molecular function: RNA polymerase II cis-regulatory region sequence-specific DNA binding; DNA-binding transcription factor activity, RNA polymerase II-specific; zinc ion binding. The record is from RefSeq and is a predicted model, not a curated record.
UCGGUGCUCGCAAGCAGCGCUGUUGUGUGAAGCCGAGUGUGCACGGCGAGACGAGCGAACACACAGGCACAGCAGCGCGUCGCAACUUCAGCAACUUCGUUCGUUCGUUCAGCGUUAGUUUCCCUUUCUUUUUUUUUUAUUCCCCACUGUUUCCUUUUUCCCGGCCAGCUCUCGCCAUUUGCGCCGUGCGGCCAACCGUGUUCGCCACCGUAAAAAAUGGCCAUCCCGAGCUGAGCACCCCAGCGGUGUUCCACACCCUGGUUGGGCAGCGAUCCAAGGUGCUUUCCCGGUCCACCCCCUCUCCCGAUCCCGAGGGAGGCAGAUCCGCGCGGAGAAGGGCAAAACCCGGGAAUGGCCGCUGCUACGGGGGGUUUGUUGGAUUUCAUCUUGCAACCUAUUUUUUUGUCUGCUUGUGCUCGUAUACGUGUAUGUGUCGGUGGGUUGGUGGGCCGAAAAAGGGCCAGAGUCCCACUUUUUUUCUCGCAGCAGCAGCAGCAGCAGCACCGCCACCACCACCCGCAGGUCAAAGGGAAGAUUCGUCGCACCGUUUGGAUAAUCCUAUUUAAUGAAACGAACAACUUAGUUAUAAUGAAAUUACGCGAAAAAUUACAUUUUAAGAUUUAAACUUUAGAAAAAGUUUUACAAAAUUAUAAACCUCGCAUUAUUUAUAACUUACAUUUAACUAUAAUUAUAUCUUAAUCAUAUAUAUAUAUAUAUUGAGCUAAAUAUAUAUGUAUACAUAUACUAUUAAUUAAAAAUUACCGGAUCGCGCAAAGAAACCGGUAGAACUUAUACACAAAGGAAGUGGAAGAAGAAGAAGAAAGCAAAAAGGCUCCAUCUUUUACAAUAAAACCACGCAACAAACAAAACAGAACGAACGAACGCAAGACACAAAACUCCACACAAAAAUAAACACACCCACACACACCCAAACACCACAAAAUUACACAAAGAUGACUACUCGCAAACAGACAAAAUUCUCCACCAAAAUUCAGUUCUACCUGAAGCACAGAGAGUCGCGGAUACUGAAGCUGUGCAACGACACGAUCGGGCCGGUGCCAAACGAUUCCCUCAGCAAAGCGAUCUUCAGACUGUUGUCCAAACCGGUAGACAAUAAAGGCAUUAUACAACUUUUUGUCGACAAGGGCCAGCAAGCUGCUCAAUCGACUGUCACGAGCAGCAGCAGCAGCAGCAGCAGCAGCAACAGCAGCAGCAGCAACAACAGCAACAACACUGUGAAGACCGUUCUGCCGGAGUAUCAGAAGGAGGUGGAGCGCUUCCACGGGCGCAUCAUCUGCAACGACAACACCUGCAUCAUCGACCCGGUCGCCUCUCCCAAGAACGACAGCAAUUCGGGCAAUCCUCGCACCCACUCGUUCCGAAUUGUCUCGUUCAGCAAGGAGAGCGGCGUCACCGCCGGCGGCGACACGUUCGCGCCCGCCGCCGACGACGACGACGGGCCGGCAGUGGUCGGUGGUGCCGGUGCGGCGCAGGAGCAGGAGCAGGCACAGAACCUCAUCACCCGGUCGCCGCCGGCCGCACGGUCCCCGUCGGCCGGUCCGGCUGCUGCCGCCAGCGUGGUACCGCUGGCGGGCUCGACCAGCAGCCACAAGGCGAUCCUGAUGUGCUUCAGCUGCAAGCUCAGCUUCGGCACCUGCCGGUCCUUUAUAGCGCAUGCCAAAAUCGAGCACAGUCUCACACUGAACGACUACGAGCGGAUGCUGCUGGAGAAGAACUACAGCAGUGCCAUCAUACAGACGAACGCGGAGAAGCAGUUCUUUUUCCUGGUUCCUUUCGAAGAGAAAUCUUCAGCCAACAGUAACAGUAGGAAGCACGUGGAGGGCGACGAGAGAUACAAGACCAAUAGUAGUAGUAAUAAUGGUAGCAACAACAGCGGCAGCAACAGCAGCAGCAGUAGCAGCAGCAACAGCAGCAGUAGUAGCGGCGGUAGCAACAACAACAACAACAACAACAACAGCAACAGUGCGGCCAGCGCACUCAUCGGACCCGGAAGCGGUACGGCCGUCGGGGGCGGCCCCAUCCUGGGUAGUGGCGGCAACAUCAAUGGCAAUCACAGCAGCAGCAUCAACAACAACGGCAGCAAUGGCAACAGCAACAAUCUUAUGAGCAGUACCGCCAACAACGGCAUCCUGGGGCUACUCUCGCAUCAACAGCAGCUCCAAGCACACCAACAACAGCAGCAACAGCAGCAGCAGCAGCACCAGCAACAGCAACUCCAGCUACAGCAGCACCACCUGCAGCAGUCGGCGAUGGGCCUGCCGGCGGAUGUGUUCGCGCCCGGCAGCCUCGGGUUCGACGCCGGUGGCGGCUUCCCGAAGCUUGUCGCCAACAAUGCGCUGCUGUACGAGAUGGACAGCAAGCUGCAGCAGAGCUGGAAGCUGGCGGCGGAAAAGUACAGCAACGCGAUGAACGAGAGUGCGGCGAUUGCGGCGGCUGCGGCGGCUGCUGCUGCUGCCGCGGCCGCUGCUGCCGGCAGCGAGGGCGAGAAGAAGGGUGGCGUGGCCAGUGCGGCGGCGGCCGCCGUCAGUGGGAAGCUGCUGACCGACUUCCUGAACCAGCAGAAGAUGCUCUCGUCCGUGGGGGAGAACCUGUACGGCAAGCAGAACAAGUUCCUCGAGCUGAUCAGCUCGGCGGCUGACAUGAAGCUGAACCCGCUGGCGGCGGCUGCGGUGGCGGCUGUUGCCUCCAACAAGGGCGCGCCCGGACCGGCGGAGCUCGGGGCAGGAGGCGGCGGCGGUGGUGUUGGUGGUGGUGCCGGUGGUGGUGGUGCUGGUGGUGACUUCCAUCUGAAGAAGUACAGCCCGGUCGAUCUGUACAAGCAGCUGAUCGCGAACAACUUCCGCCCGGAGGCGAUGGACGUCGGGGAGGAGCUGAAGAGCGAACAUCAGAUCAGCGUGAAGAAGCUGGAACCGGAACCGUCGACGGCGUUCCGGAACAGCAACUUCAGCCCGAACAUCUCGACGCGCAACUCGUGCAAGACGCUCAAGUGUCCGCAGUGCAACUGGCACUACAAGUACCAGGAAACGCUCGAGAUACACAUGCGCGAGAAGCACCCGGACGGCGAGACGGCCUGCAGCUACUGUCUGGCCGGGCAGGCCCAUCCGCGGCUGGCGCGCGGUGAAUCGUACACGUGCGGGUACAAACCGUACCGCUGCGACAUCUGCAACUACUCCACCACGACCAAGGGCAACCUGUCGAUCCACAUGCAGAGCGACAAGCAUCUGAACAACAUGCAGGACCUGAACGGCAUGAUGAACAAGAGCAACCAGAGCUUCCUGAACCUUGCGACGCUGCAGGCGAACGAGAAGGUGGUGAACAGCUCGCGCAACCAGUACAUGGCGGCGGCUGCAGUAGCGGCGGCCAGUUCACCGCUCUCUUCACUGUCGGGCAAGCUCGGUGGAGGCGGCGGUGGUGGUGGUGUUGGUGGUGGCGGUGGAGGUGUUGGUGGUGGCGGUGGAGGUGUCGGGGGCGGCCCGGGCAGUGCCCAAUCGAAGGAGAGCGGCCCGGUCGGGUACGAGACGGGCGGGCGGCCAAAAUCCUUCUUCAAGUGUGACAUCUGCAACUACGACACGAACAUCGCGCGCAAUCUGCGCAUCCACAUGACGAGCGAAAAACAUAUCAGCAAUCUGAACUCGUUCCAGUCCAGCUUUAACCAGCUGAAGAGCCUGCAGAGCCUGCAGCAGCAGCACCAGCAGGCCCAGCAGCAGCAGUCGGACAGCCUCGACUACCUGAGCGCGAUCAAUCUGAACACGCUAAAGGAGGACUCGCCGAUGGCGCGCGUGGACGAGUAUACGGCGGCGGCGGCUGCAGCGGCCGCAGUGGCGGCUGCCACCUCCGCUGGCAAUUCUGGCAACAGCAACAGCAGCAACAACAACAACAACAACAACAACAACAAUGGUGGUGGUAGCAGUGGUAUCAGCUCGGGCAGCCUGAAGCCUCUGUCGAUGCCGUCGUCUCCGUUCGGCGCACCGCACGAGACGGCGACGCCCGAUUCGCUCUUCCUGAACCAACCCUCGCCGUUCAGUGGGGCAAGCGAGCCGGGCACGGACCGGGACUACCACCAGCACCACCAUCAUCACCACCAGCACCAGCUGGACGAGGACAAGAACCCGCUGCACUUCGAUCCGCCGGUCCGGCUGUCGCUCGACCCCGCCACCUACUACAGCUGUCUGGUGUGUGCCGACUUCGAGACGAACAGCCUGGAGGAGCUGAAAAAGCACGUGCUGAAGGACCGGAGCAGCAGUGCGAUGGACACGAUCCUGAUCGCUGGCCAGGAGUGUCUGCUGUGCGGGCAGAAGGCCCACGACCGGGUGGAGAUGGAGCGGCACCUGAAGGCGGACCACCAUCUGCGCCGGCUCGAGCUGAUGAUCCACCUGCUGGAGGGGCGGGACAAGGCGGCCACCAAGCUGCGCCAGUUCGUUGGCCAGGAGCUGUACAAGAAGCUGCAGCUGAUCUUCCCAUUGGCGGAGGAACCGAAAUUUGCGUACGAUGAGAUGCCAAGCGUCAGCGAAAUUUCGCGCUCUCCGCUAAUGCUGCUGCUCGAGCCGAAAACCGAGCUGAUCGAGCGGGACUACGGGACCGGCGCGAACGGUAUCGAUGGUGAGCAAUCUUCUUCACCGUCGUGCCCGGACAACGUGCAGCUCAAGUGUAACUGCUGCAACUUCUACACCACCUCACUGGAGAAGAUCGGCAUCCACAGCCUGUCGGAGAAGCACAUCUUCCGGCGGAUCUGUUUCGACUAUCUGCUGCUCAUCUCUAGCGAAAAGUCCAGCCUGGCGACGACCGUUAAGAGUGAAGAUGGAACAAAGCAGCAGUCCUCGCCGAAAGCUAGCCAGCUGAUGCUGACCUGCGUGCCGUGCUGCUUCAAGACCGACCACAUCUACUACAUGAUACACCAUCUGAAGAAGAGCUGCAAGGUGGAGCAGAACAUCAACCUGCUCGGGCUGCGAAACAUCUUCAAGCUGACGGCCAAAGGCUUGGACGCCCAAGAUGCAAUGGAUACGGGCGACAACGGGCUGUGCAGCAUACUGCAGGAGAAGAAGAUGUGGAACGGCGAGAACGCCAGCAACCGCCAGUCGGCCGGCGGCUGCAAGGAUCGCUGCCUGGUGUGCAGCGUGUGCAACAAGUUCUCCUCGAAGAAGGUGAACGUGAUGCAGCACCUGCUGGCGAACCACAACGCCGGCAACGAGCUGCUGGGCGGGGCCGAGCUCUCCCCAGCCGUGCCGUCGCUGGCGCGCAAACCGUUCGACUAUCUGCGCACGCUGGCGGAGGCCCGCUGCGCCCAAAACCUGCGGCUCAUCGAGAAGGUCACCUUCAUGAGCGACUCGUUCGCGCUGAAGGAGAACUGCAACGACCUGAAGCACGGCAACCUGGCGGAGAUGCUGGAGCAGUACGCGGCCCGGCAGGAUGCGGGCGACGGCUUUACUGCCGCCCGUUCGCCGCCGCUCGAGAAGCAGCAGCAGCAGCAGCAACACUCGCCGACCCUGUCCUGUCCACUGUGUGCGGAGGCGUUCCUCGACCAGGCCACGGUCGAGACGCACGUGCUGCGCGUCCACAACAUCAAGAUGGACGGGCUGAACCGGCUGCUGAAGCUGGUCGAUACCUCGCAAUUUUUGAAAACGACCAACGGCAAACAGCAGCAGCCGCCGCCGCCGCCGCCGCCCGGCAGCAACAGCAGCAGCCCAGUGGACAAGCCCGGGUCGCCCCAUUCGCCGCAGCAGGGCGGCAAGGAGGGUUCGGUGUCGCCCGGUGGAGGCACACCGAGCAUCCGCUGCUCCUACUGCAAGGCGCCGUUCGACACGAUGGUCGACCUGAAGAUACACUGCAACGAGAGCAGCCACUUCCGGCGCAGCGCCGACUCGGACGAUCUCGCCUGCUUCCUGCACGACUGCAAGGACGCGUUCGACAACCUGGCCGACCUGAACCAGCACUUCAAGGCGAGCCAUCUGAACUUCCUCAUCUCGGAGCACCACACGUACCGGUACCGGUGCAAGCAGUGCCCGUUCGCGUUCAAGACGCACGAGAAGCUGAGCCGGCACCUGUUCUACCACUCGCUGCGGGAGUCGACCAAGUGCUUCUACUGCGACCACCACUUCAAGAACAUCCACUCGCUGACGGCGCACAUCGCGGAGAAGCACCCGCAGGAGGCGCUGCAGUCGGGCAAACCGUCGCCGCCGGGGAUCGCCUCGCCCGACGCGUCCAUCCUCUUCUUCAAGGAUCUCAAGCGCAAGAUGCUCAACAGCCAGCAGCAGCAGCAGCGGAAUGGGUUGAGUCCGCGGUCGGAUCGGUCGGGCGGGCGGGAUGCGCGGGACAGCGUGGAUGAGGAUCGGCUGAGCGAGAAGUCGGUGAGCUCGAAGAGCAGCAGCUUCUACUACGACAAGAGCCUGGACGGAAGCGGCACGUCGGAGGGUCGCUACACCUGCACCGACUGUCAGUUCAGCUUUACGGAUUCCGGGGCACUGGAGCGCCAUCUUGCGACGGCCUGCCAUAUGCCGCGCGACGACAAAGCGUCACCGGACUCGCUCGCUGCCUCGCUGAUGUCUUCCCUCGCCAAGCAUCAUCAGCAGCAGCAGCAACAGCAGCAGCAGCAGCAGCAGCAGCAGCAACACCAACAGCAGCAACAGACCCAACACCAGCAGCAGCAGCAGCAGCUGUCCACGUCCUCCUCCUCCUCCGCCCAGAUGAGCUCGCUGUUCUACGACAUCAAGUCGGAGAAGUUCACCAACCCGAACCGGCCGUUCAAGUGCACGAUCUGCAUGGAAAGCUUCACGCAGAAGAACAUCCUGCUGGUGCACUACAACAGCGUCUCCCACCUGAACAAGCUGAAGAAGCUGAAGGCGGAGAAGGGCUUCGCGCAGAUGUUUACCGGCUCGCUGCUCGGUGCGGACAUUGCCGGGGGAGAGAGCUGUCCCGAUCGGGGCAAGAACUCGCCCUCCCCGACCGUGCCGUUCGGCGAGAAGGCGGCCACACCCUUCACGAUGCCCGCCUUCGCCGAGGGUUGCGGUAGUGGCGAAAAGCGCAAGGAGGUGGGCGACGAGAAGGAGUCGGCGCGCAAGAAGUUCAAGUGCGACAUCUGCAACGUGGCGUACACGCAGGGCAGCACGCUGGACAUCCACAUGCGCAGCGUGCUGCACCAGACGCGGGCCUGUCGUAUGCAGGAGCGCAGUCUCUUCGCCGUGCAGCCGGCAGGGACGCCGCAGCAGCAGCAGCAGCAACAGCAGCCUUCGCCCCAGGGCGGCGACAGCAAGAAGAAGAGCGAGUUCCCACUGAUCCAUCCCAUCCCGGAAAGCCACGACCAGUCGCCGAACAUGCUGGACGAAGUUUCGUCGCUGCGCAAGCUCAAGUCUCCUUCGGAGCAGAUGCAGCAGCAGCAGCAGCAGCAGCAGCAACUGCACCAGCAGCAGGCACUCGGCCCACUGUUCUGCGGGGUGCCCGUCGGUGGCCCCGACAAGCCGGAAAUUUGCGUGUGCGAAUGCUGCUACCAGGUGUUCCCGGGUAAGCUGAUGCUCGAGACGCACCUCGAGCUGAGCCCGGAGUGUCUGGCGCACCGCAAGAAGCUGCUCGAGGCAGCCGCCGGGCUGCCGAGCGAUCCGGCCGGCCCGCUGGGCUUCCCGGGCGAUGGCGUCGGCUUCCCGCACCACCACCAGGCACUGAGCGAGCUGGCCAAGGUCAACCAGGGCGGCGGCGGCGGCGGGUUCGAUCUCGGAGCGCCGGGCGACGCAGCCGCCCUGCUCGGCGCCAAGGGGCUCGUGCCGGCGAUGGAUCCAGCCGCUACGGCCGCCGCAGCAGCAGCCGCCGCCAACCUGAUGGAUCCGAGCUUCCUCAAGAACGCAUCGCUGCUCCAGUUUGCCGCCUCCGAUCCAACCAACAAGCUCAACCCGAACGCGCUGAACGUGCUGAACUUUAUGCACUUCCACCAUCUGAUGUCGCUGAGCUAUCUGAAUCUGGCGCCGCAGCUAAGCUUCGGUGGCGUGCCGCCGAAGGUCGACCCGACCAAGCCGGACGGUUCGCCCGGCGGUGGCGGUGAUCCCGUCGGCGGCAAGGGUGGCAAGACACCGUCGGGCGGCUCCGUCGUACUGCCGCCGGUCAGCUUGAACGGCAAGCCGCUCGAUCUGAACCUGCUGCCGCACGGGCUGGACCCGAAGCUGGCCGCCCAGUCGCCGCAGCAGCUCGCCCAGGUACAGUCCGCGCUGGGGCAGCAGCAGCAGCAGCAGCAGCAGCAGCAGCAGCAACCCUGCACGCAGAAGCGGGCCCGCACCCGCAUCACGGACGAGCAGCUGCGCAUCCUGCGCUCCCACUUCGACAUCAACAACUCGCCGAGCGAGGAAAGCAUCCAGGAGAUGUCGCUGAAGGCGAACCUGCCGCAGAAGGUGGUGAAGCACUGGUUCCGCAACACGCUGUUCAAGGAGCGGCAGCGCAACAAGGACAGCCCGUACAACUUCAGCAUCCCACCGUCGACGAAGCUGAACGUGGAGGAGUACGAGCGGACGGGCGAGGCGAAGGUGACCGACCUCGAGACGGCCUCGUUCAAGGCGUCCGAGGUGGGCGGGUCGCUGUCGCAGGACAACUCCUGCUCGCAGGGCUCGACCGACAUGAGCAAAGCGCUGAACGAGGCGAUGAAGCAGAACCUGUCCAAGUCGCUGCUCGAGUCGCUCAGCAAGCAUCAGUCGGCGACGGGGCAGGAUUUGGUCGGGGCGGCCGCUGCCUUCCAUCUCAACAAGAGCCUCUUUCCGGACAGCUUCGGUGCAGGUGUUGUGGGUGGCGGCGUCGGAGUAGGAGGCGGUGGUGUUGGUACAGGUGUUGGUGGUGGUGGUGUCGUCGGUGGGCCGGACUUUUCCGGCCCCGACACGGUGGGCGUAGUGUCGGACUACUUCCAGCGGGCGGCCGCCGACGCCCUGGCUGGGGGCCCCCUCGGGAGUCCUCUGUCGUUGGGGGGCGGUAACGGCGGCUCGUUGACGGCCGGAAAUGGAGGCAGCGGUGGCGGCGGCGGCGCAGGUGGUGGCGGUGGCGGUGGUGGAGGCAACGCCGGUGGCAAGAAGAAGAAGAUCAAGUCGGAAUCGUCCAACGACAGCCCGACGCCGGCCGACCUGCAGCUCGACUCGUCCAACUCUAGCCCGAUGCCGAUGCGGCCGCCGAGCGCGAUCUCGCUGAAGAAGCACAUGGCCACGCCGCCGUCGCUCGUGGGCGUCGGCGACGAGAUGAAGAUACCGAGCCCGAUCGAGAGCCCGGUCAUCUCGCCGCCCGGCUCGAUGGGGCUGCACGCGCUGCCCCCGCAGACGCAGCCGAUCACCUGCUCGAACGGCAAGCGGGCCAACCGGACGCGCUUCACCGACUACCAGAUCAAGGUGCUGCAGGAGUUCUUCGAGAACAACUCCUACCCGAAGGACAGCGACCUGGAGUACUUGAGCAAGCUGCUGAUGCUGUCGCCCCGCGUCAUCGUCGUCUGGUUCCAGAACGCUCGCCAGAAGCAGCGCAAAAUCUACGAAAACCAGCCGAACCCGACGUUCGAGUCGGACGAGAAGAAGGCGAUCAACAUCAACUACACGUGCAAGAAGUGCAACCUGGUGUUCCAGCGGUACUACGAGCUGAUCCGGCACCAGAAGAACCACUGCUUCAAGGAGGAGAGCAACAAGCGGUCGGCCAAGGCGCAGCUGGCCGCCGCCCAGAUCGCCCACUCCUUCACGAGCGGCAGCGAGGACUCGGACUCGAGCCUGGACGUCAGCCGGCGCGAGUUUCAGCCGCGCGAGAACGACUGCCCUUUCUAGGAGCCGUGGGGCGGCUGGCGGGCCCCGGCCAGCAUGCAGCACUAAGGGGCAGCAUGCGCGUGCGCCGUGGCGUCCCUUAAGCCUCCCCCUUUUACUUACCCCGCGUCACCCCUCCCCCCACACGCUGUUGGGCGCCUUCAUCCCGCUCUGUUUUUAGCGUUUGUGAACCCUUUACCCGAGGGUAAUAUUGCUUCCAGUGUCCUCCCUCCUUUCCCUCAAAUGCUCCUAAAAUUAUUAUUUUCUUUCCCCCAAUAUGCUCCCCUCCCCCCCCCCCCUUCUCUCUGUAUGUCCCUCUCCUUCUCACUGUAUCCUCGUUGAAGAGACAGAAAAAAAACACCUCGCACCUCUCGCGGCGUGGCCGGCGGCUAGUCUUUAUUUUAUUGUAAUGCUUACUUUUUCAAACCUUUUUUUAGUUUUAUUUUUACUUUAUUUUUGAUUAAUGCUCUUCGUUGCUUUAGGUUCCUUUUUUUUUGCUCUUUUGUUUUACUUUUUUUGCCGCACCGCCGUCGAGAUCGUUUUUUUUUUGUUUUUCGUUAACUUAUAUCGUUAGGAUUUUAGCUUCAUUUUCUUUCCUUUUUUUGGUUAUUUCUGUCGAGCUUUUCUAAAAAACUAAAAAACAAAACGAAAAAACAAACUCGUCGCCACACCUAGCAAGGAUUAGACUUAAUGUGCCGUCAUUUUCUUUUUUGUGUGAGCCAAGCCAAUUGGAAAACAAACAAAACGCUCCAUAUUCCCUCUCCUCCCGGGCCUCCCCACUUUCUGACCCCGUUGCCCACCAAAACCGCGGGCGGAGCAGAACCUGGGCCCUGGGCAAAUGCCGGGAAGGGGAACAAACCGCCAUUGAAGCAUCGCGCGUUUCAAUAAUUGUAAUCGAUUGAUGUGUUAACUUGCUCCUCGCCUUGAUUUGCUAGUGAAUGAAAAGUCGUUAUUUUUGUUUUAUGUUUUUUGUGUGUGUGUGCGUGUGUGUAAACGAAGAAGAGAAGAAAACAAACAAAUCAUAUAAUUUAUAGGUGAUCGUUCUUGCAUCGUUUAUUUUUUGUAUUAGAUUUUUUGUUUUUUUUUUCCUAUUAUUAUUCUCGUGUGUAGUGGACGUGUGUGAGUGAAGGGUUUUCUUUCUUUCCGCUUUCUUCCCGUUCCAUCGCUGAACGCGAAGAAACCAGAGAAGAAGAAAACGACGACGACGAAGAAGAAGAAGAAGAAGAAGAAGAAGAAGAAGAAAACACUUGAGUUGUAAAACUUAGAACGAGACAAUGAGUCGAAAAUCCCCGCAUCAAAUGUAAUGUGAAAGUUCCUAAAACAAAAGAUCGCAAAUAUUAAGAAUUUAGUUAGAAGAAGAAGAAGAAAAAAAAAGAGGAAACUAAGAAACAAAGAAGCGCCUGUCUUUGGUG